AUGUCAAGCCAAAAAAGUAGAGUCACAUUUGUAAAGAGAGCACCAUCAAAAAGUCAUGCAGCUAAAAAGUUUUUAAGAAAUAAAGAAGCAAAAGAAGUUGAAGUUGUUAAACAAGCUAUGUUUAUUAGAGGUCAAAAAUCAUCAGAUGUUAUUCAAAAAUUACAAAAAGAAUUAUUUAUGUUAAAAAAACCAGAAGCUAUUCAAUAUAAUAAAAAAAAUGCAUUCCAUCCAAUGGAAUCAGCAGAAUCAAUCGAAUUUUUAGGAGAAAAAUCAAAUUCAUCAUUAUUUACAUUUGGAACCUCAUCAAAAAAAAGACCAAAUAAUUUAAUCAUGGGUAGAUUAUUUGAUAAUACAGUUUUAGAUAUGUUUGAAUUGGGUAUUGAAAAUUUUAAAUCAAUUACACAAUUUGGAUCAGAUGGUGGUGCUGUUGGUAAUAAACCAAUGUUUAUUUUUAGUGGGGAUGAUUUUGAAAAAAAUGAAGACACAAAGAAACUUGGCAAUUUAUUUUUAGAUUUUUUUAGAGGUCGUUUAGUCGAAUAUAUCAAUUUAACAGGUUUAGAUCAUGUUAUAGUUUUAACUGCAGUCGAUGGUAAAAUUUUUUUCCGUCAUUAUACAACAGUUUUUAGCCCAUCAGGUAGCAAGAUUCCAAAAGUUAAUUUAAAAGAAGUUGGCCCAUCUUUUGAUAUGUCAAUUCGUAGAACUAAAUUAGCCUCAGCUGAUAUCUUAAAACAAGCUCUUAGACAACCAAGUUCUCAAAUCGUUAAAUCUAAGAAGAAUAUUUCAACUGAUGAACUCGGUCAAACACAUGGUGUUAUUCAUCAAGGUAGACAAAACUUUAAUGAAAUUGCUAUUCGUAAGACUAGAGCUUUAAAAGGUAAUAAAAAACCAACAACUUUAGAAAAUUCUGCAACCGGUGUUGAUAUUUAA
Messenger RNA from Dictyostelium purpureum, 927 nucleotides. RefSeq lists its product as uncharacterized. Gene Ontology annotation, biological process: ribosomal large subunit assembly; maturation of LSU-rRNA from tricistronic rRNA transcript (SSU-rRNA, 5.8S rRNA, LSU-rRNA). The record is from RefSeq and is a predicted model, not a curated record. Bases 1 to 927 code for a protein of 308 amino acids. Gene Ontology annotation, molecular function: rRNA binding. The transcript has 3 exons. Gene Ontology annotation, cellular component: nucleolus. NCBI's taxonomy places the organism in Eukaryota, Evosea, Eumycetozoa, Dictyosteliales, Dictyosteliaceae.